GCAGAAAACUCGCGGGGCGCUGGCGGGAGGAGGCCGGGAGGAGGCGGCGCUCAGCCAAUCAGGGGCCCGGAGCAGCCCGGCGUCCCCUCCCCCUCCCGGGCCCGAGGCCGGAAAGCGCGCUCCGCAAACCCCUCCCCCCCAGAGCUUCGGUUCCCCCCCUCUGGAAGGGGGCAGGAGGGGGAGUUCGGCCCAGUCCGGGGGGGGGGGGUCGUGCCCCGGGGUCUCCUGCAGGCCGCGCAGGGGCCGCAGAACGGGCCUGGCUCCCGGACCCCCGCGCGGGGAGGGGGAGGGGGCGCGGCGGGACGUUCUCAGAGGUCCGCGCCCACAGAGGCGGGGGUCCGGCUGCAGCUGCUGGGUCGGGCUAGAUCUGCAAGCUGGCUCCCGGCCCCCCCCCCCCCCGCCUGCGCGGACGCCGGGCCGGGGGGGCCGCGGCCAAUGUUUAACCAGGACCAUCGAUUAUUAACGCGAGGAGAAAGCCCGGGCUCGGGCAGAGCGGGCGGGCCUGCUUGCGAGGGACUAUGCUGCUGGCUCCCCGAGUCUGGGGUUCCGUGAGGCUGGGGGCGCGGGGGCUGGCGGGGCGGGCCCCCGCGGAGGGGCGCAAGGUGGACAUCGCGGGCAUCUACCCCCCGGUGACCACCCCCUUCACGGCCACCGCGGAGGUGGACUACGGGAAGCUGGAGCAGAACCUGCGCAAGCUCGGCACCGUGCCCUUCCGAGGCUUUGUGGUGCAGGGGUCCAAUGGCGAGUUCCCCUUCCUGACAAGCAUUGAACGGCUGGAGGUGGUGAGCCGAAUUCGACAGGCGAUGCCCAAGGACAAGCUCUUACUAGCCGGCUCGGGCUGCGAGUCCACUCAAGCCACCGUGGAGAUGACCCUCAGCAUGGCCCAAGUUGGAGCUGAUGCUGCUCUGGUGGUGACCCCGUGCUACUACCGAGGCAGGAUGACCAGUGCAGCCCUGAUCCACCACUACACCAAGGUGGCUGAUCUGUCCCCCAUCCCGAUAGUGCUGUAUAAUGUUCCAGCCAACACAGGACUAGAUCUGCCUGUGGAUGCUGUGGUCACCUUAUCUCAGCACCCAAACAUUGUGGGCAUUAAGGAGAGUGGAGGAGAUGUCACGCGAAUGGGCUUGAUCAUUCACAAAACCAAGAAGCAGGAUUUUCAGGUGUUGGCAGGAUCUGCUGGCUUCCUCUUGGCCAGUUAUGCCAUAGGAGCCGUCGGGGGUAUUUGUGCUUUGGCCAAUGUCUUGGGAGCGCAAGUGUGUCAGCUGGAGCGUCUCUGCCUCACUGGGCAAUGGGAAGAUGCCCAGGUUUUGCAGCAUCGCCUCAUCGAACCCAACACUGCGGUCACCCGACGCUUUGGGAUCCCGGGACUGAAGAAAACCAUGGACUGGUUCGGCUACUAUGGAGGGCCUUGCCGUGCCCCACUGCGUGACCUGAGCCCUGAUGAAGAGGAGAAACUACGCUUGGAUUUUACCUCCAAUGGUUGGCUGUGAUGGCCAGAUGAAAAGCAAGUCCAUCCCUUGCCAGGCUUCUAGUUGCCCUCUACCUCCUAUACCCAUAGCUGUAAGGACUCAGUGGAGUCAGGGGGAGAUGCGGUACUAUUACCCUUGCCCAUUCUUUCCCAUACUCUGGCCCCUAAGGAUGGGACUCAACCUUUUUUAAUCUCAGUUUUCUCAGCUGUAAUAUGGGGACAAAAAUCACCUACCUCACAGGGGUGUUGUGAGGAUCAAAUAGUACAUAAAGCAGCUUCACAAAUUCUAAGACACUGUAUAAA
Molecule: messenger RNA, 1771 nt
Organism: Sarcophilus harrisii (Tasmanian devil)
Lineage: Eukaryota; Metazoa; Chordata; Mammalia; Dasyuromorphia; Dasyuridae
Gene: HOGA1
Product: 4-hydroxy-2-oxoglutarate aldolase 1
Exons: 7
Coding region: 519-1490 (323 amino acids)
Biological process (GO): N-acetylneuraminate catabolic process
Molecular function (GO): 4-hydroxy-tetrahydrodipicolinate synthase activity; N-acetylneuraminate lyase activity
Source: RefSeq, a predicted model, not a curated record